UUUUGCGUCCGUUUUGUUUGCCUCCUCCUUUUCCCUCCCCUUUUGGUUCUCACUCUCACUCUCCAAAAUUUAUUCCCAAAAUAUCCCCCCCGCCGCCGCUCGCUCUUCCCAAAAUGGCCCUCCCCCUCCCACCCAAACCAAACUCUCGUCUCUCGUCUCUCCUCCUCCCCCUCCUCGCCCUCCUCUGCCUCUUCCUCCUCUACCACUCUACACGUCACUCCCCUUUCCUUUCCCGUAAUACCCCUCCCCUUUCCCAAACUACCCCCGCCGCCCUAUUCCUCUCUCUCUCCUCCGCCGCCGCCGGAGGAGGGGCCGCCGCGGCGAACGCCACCAUCGCCGGCGAUCUCCGCGCCCUCACCCUCCGCCCCCACCUCGCCGGAACCCCCGCCGCCGCCGCCCCCGCCGCGUUCGUCCUCUCCCGCCUCCGCGCCGCGGGGCUCCGAACCCUAACCCGGGAGUACUCCCCGCUCCUCUCUUACCCCUCCGCAGCCGCCGCGGCGGAGCUCUCCCUCCUCAGCCCCAACGGCUCCCUCCUCGCCGCGCUCUCCGCCGCCGAGCCCGCCGACCCCGCGGCGCGCCUCGUGCGGCCCUACCAUGCCUACGCCCCCUCCGGCGCCGCCGCGGCCCCCGCGGUCUACGUGAACCGCGGCCGCGAGGAGGAUUUCCGGGCGCUGGAGCGGAUCGGGGUGCGCGUCGAGGGCUGCGUGGCGAUCGCGCGCCGCGGCGGGGGGAACCGCGGCGGCGUGGUGGCGAGGGCGGCGGAGAGGGGGGCGGCGGCGGUGCUCAUCGCCGGAGACCCCGGGGGAGGGGUGGAGAGGGGGGCGGUGUUGCUCGGCGGCGUCGGGGAUCCGCUCACCCCCGGGUGGGGCGCCGCCGCCGCAGCCGAGAGGCUGGGGCCGGAGGCGGACGAGGUGAGGCGGCGGUUCCCUAGGAUUCCGUCCAUGCCGGUGGCCGCCGCCACAGCAGCGGAGAUCCUGAGGACGCUCGGUGGGCCGCCGCCCCCUCCGGAGUGGGCUACGGAGGGCCUCGGGUUCGACAUCGCCGGGGUGGGGCCUGGGCCCAAUUUGGUCAACUUCACCUAUCAGGAAGACAGAAAAUUGGCAAUAAUACAAAAUGUCUUCGGUCUCAUAAGAGGACGAGAAGAGCCCGACCGUUACAUCAUCAUUGGUAAUCAUAGAGAUGCAUGGACGUAUGGUGCAGUCGAUCCCAAUAGUGGAACGGCCGUCCUUCUUGAUAUUGCUCGACGUUUUGGUAUAUUAUUGCGAUCAGGUUGGAGACCUCGAAGGACCAUCAUUUUAUGUAGCUGGGAUGCAGAGGAGUUUGGAAUGAUAGGAUCUACAGAGUGGGUUGAGGAGAACCUUGGAAAUUUGCAUUCCAAAGCUGUGGUUUAUCUGAAUGUUGAUUGUGCCGUACAAGGGCCUGGAUUUUUCGCUGGUGCAACGCCCCAAUUGGACAAGCUUUUGAUUGAUGUUACAAAGAAGGUGAAGGAUCCAGAUCUUGGAGAUGGGACCGUUUAUCAUACAUGGGAAAGAACGGAUGGAGGCAUCAAUAUAGAGAGGCUUGCCAGAGCUGAUUCGGAUUUUUCUGCAUUUCUGCACUAUGCAGGGAUCCCUUCCGCUGACUUCUACUAUGGUAAAGAAUUCCCAGGCUACCAUACUGCUUUGGACUCAUACAGCUGGAUGGAAAAUCAAGGGGAUCCUAUGUUUCAUCGUCAUGUGGCAGUUGCCGAAAUAUUGGGACUUCUUACCCUUCGAUUAGCUGAUGACCCAGUCCUGCCUUUUGAUUAUGUAUCUUAUGCUGCUCAAUUGCAGGAACAUGCAAAUGCAUUGAGUACCUUGCUUGAUGAUGGCCCUUCUCUAGAGCCAAUAUAUUCGGCCAUUCAAGAAUUCUCUCAUGCAGCUAAUGAAGCUCUAAAGGAGGGAGAGAAGCUGCAGCUGCAAGAAAAGGGAGAGAAUUUCUCUAUUCUUUGGAGACGAGCUUUCAAUGAUCGCCUCAUGCUUGUGGAAAGAAGCUUCCUUGAAGCGGAAGGUCUUAAGGGGAGAUGGUGGUUUAAGCAUUUGUUGUACUCGCCUCCCGAGGACUACGAAAGUCAGCUCUCGUUCUUUCCCGGCAUAGCAGAUGCUAUUUCUCGAGCUGCAAAUCAGAGUGAUAUGGAGCGGCAAAGGAUAAUUCAGCAUGAGAUAUGGAGAGUUGCUAGAGCUAUUCAACGGGCCGCGAGUGCUCUUAAAGGAGAGCUCUUUUAGCGGAUGCGGACCUGUUUUGUAUGGUAGUAAUUCUUGGAUCUUCAAAUCUGCGGGUAGGAAUGGAGAAUGGGCUGCUCGGUAGCCGUGCGCGGCGCGGCCUGCGACUGUUAGUCAUCCGCUGGUACGCUCCAACUGCCUGUGGCACUUGGCCUGGCCUGCCCCUUUUUUGUCUCUAAUAUUUAUUUCUAGUUCACCGACCGUCCCUAAAGCAAGUUGCAAAGGGUUUGGUGGUUGGUAUGCGAGACCCAAGUUCGAUUCCUAAUUGAUUCACAUUUCCAGCUAAGUUUAUUUCUAAAUGAAAUAAACGAAGCGGGUAGCGUGCUAUCUAUCUCUCAAAAAAAAUAUUUAUUUCUAGUUCUACUCUAUAAUAUCCCUAUGAUUUAAACUAUACCUUCUAUACCCAUAUAUUAUUCCUCCUAAAUUUGUCACGUGGUAAUGUUCUUUUCAUUGUUGAGUGUGGGCUUCAUUCGGAACCGGCUCAUGACCUUCAUAUGUUUGUUUUUUUUAACUUGAACCGAAUCCAGUUUCUCUCUUUCUUUGCUUGAAUCGGAUUGAUCAUUGUUAAAUGUGGACUCUACCUGGGCUUCACCCCGAACCGGCUCAAGUCCUCUACAUAUUUUUUGCUUGAACUGAAUUUGAUUUUCCUCUUUAUUUGUUUCUACAUGUUUUUUGCUUUUUUGCUUGAACCGAAUAUGAUUUUCCUCUUUAUUUGUUUGAACCGAACCGGAUGAAUCUGUUGCAUUGGGCUAAACCGGCCUAAUUGCUCCACAUAUUUUCAUCUAUAAAUUGAAUUUUUCUUUUUUUUUGCUUGAACCAAACCGAGUUUCCCUCUUUCUUUUCAUAAGCUGAAUCGGACCAAACCGAGUUUCCCUCUUUCUUUUCAUAAGCUGAAUUGGAUCA
This is a messenger RNA of Ananas comosus (pineapple), 3143 nucleotides long. RefSeq names its product probable glutamate carboxypeptidase 2. The record is from RefSeq and is a predicted model, not a curated record. The transcript is spliced from 11 exons. The coding region runs from base 114 to 2243 and encodes 709 amino acids. Lineage: Eukaryota; Viridiplantae; Streptophyta; Magnoliopsida; Poales; Bromeliaceae. Gene Ontology annotation, molecular function: carboxypeptidase activity.